Molecule: messenger RNA, 1539 nt
Organism: Limanda limanda (common dab)
Lineage: Eukaryota; Metazoa; Chordata; Actinopteri; Pleuronectiformes; Pleuronectidae
Gene: cd36
Product: CD36 molecule (thrombospondin receptor)
Exons: 13
Coding region: 1-1539 (512 amino acids)
Biological process (GO): lipid storage; long-chain fatty acid import into cell; low-density lipoprotein particle clearance
Cellular component (GO): cell surface; cytoplasm; caveola
Molecular function (GO): low-density lipoprotein particle receptor activity; scavenger receptor activity; low-density lipoprotein particle binding
Source: RefSeq, a predicted model, not a curated record
AUGGGCUGCUGCAACAAGGAGCGAGGACUCAUAGCCGGAGCCGUGGUUGGGGCUGUGGUAGCCAUCCUGGGAGGGAUCCUCUUCCCAGUGGGGGACAGCAUUAUCAAUGAAACAGUGGAGAAGGAGUCCGUCAUUGAGCCUGGGACGACAGCUUAUGACACCUGGGUGUCGACAGGACCACCGGUGUACAGGCAGUUCUGGUUUUAUGACCUGACAAACCCACUGGAGGUUUUGGAGCACGGUGCGAAACCAGCGGUCUUGGAAAAAGGACCUUACACUUACAGGACGAGGAUCCUGCCCAGAGCAAAUGUCAUGUUCAACCCCAACGAUACCGUUUCCUUCCGGCUGCCUCUCAAUGCCAUCUUUGAGCCGUCCCUGUCGGUGGGACCAGAGGAGGACAACAUCACCUCCCUCAACUUGGGUGUGGCUGGAGCUUAUUCACUGUUUCCCAAAGGCCUUCAUUUUGUCCUGAAUAAUCUGAUAAAGCGGAGCAACUCCUCUCUGUUCCAGUACCGCACAGUCAAGGAAUUGCUGUGGGGUUACCACGACGCCAUGCUGAAUAAAACCCUGGGUGCAUUUGUACCCUUCAAUGGCACCUUUGAUGGCUACUACACUGUUUACUCUGGAAAGGAGGACAUCUCACGAGUGGGGAUUAUUGACAUGUGGAAGGGAAAGACGAGCUUGCCUUUCUGGAAGGACACAUACUGUGACAUGAUCAAUGGAACAGAUGCGUCCGCCUUCCCUCCGUUUUUGGACAAAAAGAAGCCUCUCUACUUCUUCUCAUCAGACAUCUGCAGGUCCGUGUCAGCCAGCUAUGAGAAGAGCAUAGAUCUGUUAGGGAUUGAGCUUUACCGUUACACCCUCCUGUCGUCCACCCUGGCCUCCCCUACAGUCAACCCAGACAACCAUUGCUUUUGCACGGACCCAACGACCACCAGGAACUGCACCUUGGCCGGAGUUCUGGAUAUCGGCCCCUGUAAAGAUUUAACACCUAUCUUCAUCUCUCUGCCGCACUUCCUUCAUGGCAGUCCAUACCUGCGAGAGGCCGUACUGGGUAUGAAUCCCAGCGAGGAGCACCAUCAGACCUAUUUAGACGUGGAACCUACAACCGGGUUUACUAUGAGAUUCGCUAAAAGAAUUCAAGUGAAUAUGAUGUACGGGCCAUCGAAAGUCAUCACGGUGCUUAACAAAGUCAAGGAUUACACUAUAUUCCCAAUCCUCUGGAUGAACGAGAUGGGCGAGUUGGAUCAGGCAACGGCCGACAUGUUCAAGAAGGAGCUCAUCUCCCGUAUCAACAUGCUGGAGACGAUAAAGCAGGUGCUGCUUGGCCUCGGUUUGUCCGUCUUCGCCGUGUGUCUCGGCUGCUACCUUGCGGUGAGGAAGCGACGCUGCAUGUCCAACACCUCGAGCAACAGCAGGAGAUACCGUCCAAUGAGAGCUCCCCACACCCACCUCCUCGUCCGCCCGUACAUCCGCAGUGCAGCUCUGCAGUUUGAGAUGAGCGUUGGCAAAUGGGGAUUUUGUAACCGCCUGGUGUGA